Solanum tuberosum (potato) is the source of this 1042-nucleotide messenger RNA. RefSeq lists its product as uncharacterized. Gene Ontology annotation, molecular function: DNA-binding transcription factor activity. The record is from RefSeq and is a predicted model, not a curated record. The transcript is spliced from 5 exons. Bases 162 to 752 code for a protein of 196 amino acids. NCBI's taxonomy places the organism in Eukaryota, Viridiplantae, Streptophyta, Magnoliopsida, Solanales, Solanaceae.
UUGAAGAUCUUUCUCUCUCUUUCUUUAAUUGUUUUAGCCUUAUAAUGCUACAAAUAUUUUGUGCUAAAAAUCAUCUCAAUUCUUGAAUCUUUCGUCUUUCUUCAAAAAAUUCUCAAAGUUUCAAAUAUUAUUUUCUUGAUUUUAUUUUAUUUUUAGAAAAUAUGGGGAGCAAUUAUUUUGGUGAACCAAACUUUGUAAAUGAAAGAUCAUCAUCAUCUUCAUCAGGAUCAUCAAGAAAAAGCAAGAAAAAUAAUUCAGAAAAACCAAACAAGCAACCACAAAGAGGACUUGGUGUUGCUCAAUUAGAGAAAAUUAGAUUGCAUAGUGAAAUGGGUGCUAAUUAUCUUCACAAUAAUAAUCCUUAUGCCAACAAUCUCACACAGGAGGAUAUGAGACUACAAGCAACAUAUUCAUCAUCUUCAUCUUUUUCAUACUCAACAACUUCUUCUACUUAUGGUUUUCCCAACCACCAAGGCAUUAUGAUGGGAAUGAGUGGCAUUGAUGGAGCAAAUAUCAGAUAUGGAGAUUCUCAGCCUAGUUCUAGACCAAGUACAUGGCAUCCUGGCACAGUGUAUGAUCCUCAAGUGUAUGCUCAACCUAAUAUGACUAGACAUCACCACAACAUGCAAAUAGAGGAUUCAAUGGAAAGGAGGAGAAAGGAAGAUAGAAGUGACUCUAUUGGUUCAAAUAGUCAAAAUUCUGAAUCAAAUGGCUGUCAAGAUUUAGAUUUGGAGCUCAGACUUUCCCUUUGAUUUACUACUAUUAUUACUAUGGAUUUGAAUAUAUCUUAUGAAUACUAAUCAGUUAAUAGUGUUUUAAAAAAAAAUUAAAAAAAAUUAGAGAGCACCCUUUGGUUUGUAUUUUGCAAAUGUUGCACAAAUUUAUUAUGAGCAACUUAUUGAAAUUCACUAGUCUUUUUUUUUUAUUAGAAAAAUCAAGAAGUGUAAUUGAAGGAAAUUGACUUUCCAUUAAAAAAAAAAUUGGAAAACAAUAUCCAUGGGAUGUGUUAUAAUUCCAUUGCAAUGGAGGGAAAUUGUACAAA